UCGAACAAGUCUACUUGAUAUAUCGGUAUGGUGAUGUACCGUAGGCGAACUCGUGCAAUUAACCAACAAGCAGUGGCGGAGCCAGUAAAAUUUCCUUAAGGAAUACUACCUAUAAACAAACUAUAUAUAAUCUCCAGAAAAUCUUCUAGGACUAUAACCUAGAGGCUCCUGAGCUGCCAGAGGAUCCGCCCUUGCCCCCAGAAAGGCUAUUGUUGUACCUUCGUGUCAUCGCCAAAAUGUCUCGUUGAUGUUUUUCACCCAUCGAUCUUUCUUCAUUAUAUAGAUGGUUGUUUGUUCAAGAUGUCGCAUCUUUCUUAUUUAUUUUUAACUGAUAAGGUAUUGACAUGUAUGUAUUCAGUCAUCCAUAAAAUGUAUAUGAGAAAAAGUUUUAGUGGUUUUAUUCAUAGACCAUACUUUUCAAAAUGACCAUGCCCAUCUGGGAAAUGUCAGGUACAUGUGGAAAAUUCUAUUUUUGAAAAUAAAUAAAAAAUCUUGGAGGUAACAUUUGGUAUUCAAAUUAAGAGAGAGAAUAGUGCACCAACGUGCACUUAUACCAACAAAAAUGGAUAGUUGGAUAACAAUAAGUAUAUUUUUUUAUUAUUUAAAAAAGAUAGCCUCAACAAAGAAAUAAGAGAACACCAAAAACAGACCAGAAUAAUAUAGUAGAUUUGGGUAAAGUGUUUUCCACACUUUUCUCAUUGAUGUAUUUCAAUCUUAUAUACAUGAUUGCUGAUCAGUUUAGUUCCUGGAGAUCAGCCAUUACAAUGAAUUUGCUGAUCAGUUUGGAUCCUGGAGAUUUGCAGUUACACCUUAACGUCCUAAGAUUAAGCAAUGUACAAUCAAGACAAUCAGAUAUCAAGCAAUGUACAAUCAAUACAGAAAGAGAAAUCAAGGUAAAUUAGCUUCAUUGCUUAUCAAAUAGAACAUUGUAUCUACUCGAUCCGAUACAGUUUUAGUUUUUCAAGAAACAGUUCUGUCCAUAAUGACAGUGACUAGGGAAGGUGGACGAGACUGAUGAUUAGAUGAUGACUACGAGUCGUCUAUGACGAAACGAGUUUGAUUACAAAUAAAACACAGACAGAGCCCUGAAGUUCGGAUCCUGUAGGAUUAGGUCUUUGUUUCUUUUGGUCCUCAUGAAAACCAGAACCUCAUCUCCAGCGUCAAGAAAUAACCGACACGUGUAGCGUCUUGGUUCUUGAAGGGCUUUACAGCCACAUACCUAUAGCAACAUGCACGCUGUCACCUGCGUAAAACGUGGCUUCAUAUUUCAAACCAGAAACCUGUUAGCCCCGUGUAGGCGUGUAACUGUUGUCUGCUCUGUCUUUGUUGAUUCUGCAGCAUCAGCAUCUUCGUUUCUUAGGUUAGAGAAAGAUCUCUUUCUGGUUAAUUAGAGAGUGUUAAGUCUUUCUGUUUUGGGUUAAUCAAAGGAGUAGAAUGAGCAGUUGGACGAAGCUGGAUGAGGAUCUUGGACCGGAGCGCGGGGACGAUGAUUUUUUAACAGAUGAUGAAGAGAACCAAGCACACAGAAACAACUAUGAGCCUUCCGAAGCCGAAACUGAAUCUGAAGUAGGCAGACCUGAGGGCAUUGCCAUUAGUGCACCUAACAAUAAUGCAUGGCCUCAGAGCUACUGGCAGUCCAUCGAUAUGUACACCAAUGUCAUGACUCCUCCUUCCCUUCCUUCCCUUACUUUUAUGCGAUCAAGAGGGCCCAGUUUCAGCUCCUUGUCUUCGUUUGUUAAGGGGCAACAAGCACCUGAUGAUAAUUCUUCACAGCUCAGUAGCAAAUUACUUGCUUCCGAAGCAAGUUUAGAAAAAGAAGGGCUUGCAGCAUCAUCUCCCCCAACUCUCUCCGCAAAAAAUUCAGUCUGUGAAUUGCCACCGCCAAAGGAACAUAGUUGUUCAUUUUCACAAGCUGUACUCAAUGGAAUCAAUGUCUUGUGUGGGAUGGGACUUAUUACAACACCAUAUGCAAUAAAAGAAGGAGGGUGGUUGAGCCUCAUUUUACUUGCAUUGUUUGGUGUGAUAUGUUGCUAUACUGGAAUUUUAUUAAUGCGAUGUUUAGAAAGUUGUCCCGGACUCCGAACCUAUCCAGAUAUUGGCCAGGCUGCUUUUGGCUCUACUGGCCGUUUAAUUCUAUCUGGUGCUUGUGUGGAGUUUUUGACGAUGAUGGGCGAUAACUUAGCGGCAAUAUUCCCAAACACCCACAUAGCAUUUGCAGGAAUCCAUCUUCAAAGUCAUGAAAUUUUUGCCAUCACAGCGACUCUUGUAGUUCUUCCCACUGUAUGGCUUCAAAAUCUUAGUUUGCUCUCUUACCUCUCAGUUGGAGGAGUAGGUGCAUCGAUUCUGGUGGCCUUUUUAUUGCUGUGGGUUGGGGCUGUGAACCAAGUUGGCUUUCAUCACAGUGGAUCCGCCUUAAACCUUUCCGGUUUGUCUGUCACAAUUGGUAUAUAUGGUUUCGGCUACGCUGGUCAUUCAGUGUUCCCAAAUAUCUACACAUCUAUGAGAAAACCAUCUCAAUUUCCAGCAGUUCUACUAACCUGUGGUGCCUUUUGCUUCUUCAUGUAUACUGGGGUAGCAAUAUGUGGCUAUCUAAUGUUUGGAGACUCGGUGAGGUCUCAGUUCACUCUAAACAUGCCCGAAGAAUUUGUUGCUUCAAAAAUUGCAGUCUGGACAACAAUUGUGAACCCGAUGACAAAGUAUGCCCUCACAAUAACGCCCGUUGCUCUGAGUUUAGAAGAACUCUUUCCUGUAGCUUGGAUGGGAUCUCAUUUGGCUUCAAUCCUUACAAGAACAGUUCUAGUUCUAUCAACUUUGGUCGUAGCGUUGAGCUUUCCAUUCUUUGGUGCGGUGAUGGCAUUGAUGGGAUCCUUACUUGCAAUGUUAGUGGCUAUUAUCUUCCCAGGGGUCUGUUAUCUCAUCCUACUUAAAGGUAGAUUAACUAAGUCGCAGAUUACAACUUGCGUUUUCGUUAUAAUGCUGGGGGUGUUGUGCUCUAUUAUUGGCACAUAUUCAUCAAUUACAAAAAUAGCUGAACAAAUGGACUAAAAGGGAACAGUAUCUUAGUUAUUUCUACUUGGAAAUUGCUUUGGUUGAGUGCCAUACCGUAUAGCAUCACAACUCAAAUGAGAGAUUUGCGUAUACGAGCUCUCGCGGGUGCUUCUUCCUUUAAUCAACACGUUACACAUGUAUUCUAGCCAAGUAGCCAUUAGCCAAUAGUGAAAGAUCUUUUUCAGUUACAGGACAAGAUACUGAAAGCAAAUGUUAUGAAUGUGAUGGAAGAGUUUUCUUCAUUUAUUAUUAUACAACAAUUGGUUAUUCUUCGGUCGAACUCCAAUGUAAAGAUCUCUCAUUUAUAAACAAAAGAUUUACACAA
Rosa chinensis is the source of this 3373-nucleotide messenger RNA. RefSeq names its product amino acid transporter AVT1D. NCBI's taxonomy places the organism in Eukaryota, Viridiplantae, Streptophyta, Magnoliopsida, Rosales, Rosaceae. Gene Ontology annotation, cellular component: plasma membrane. The coding region runs from base 1435 to 3045 and encodes 536 amino acids. The transcript is spliced from 10 exons. The record is from RefSeq and is a predicted model, not a curated record.